This is a messenger RNA of Solanum tuberosum (potato), 318 nucleotides long. RefSeq names its product membrane magnesium transporter-like. Lineage: Eukaryota; Viridiplantae; Streptophyta; Magnoliopsida; Solanales; Solanaceae. The record is from RefSeq and is marked provisional. Gene Ontology annotation, cellular component: early endosome; Golgi apparatus; EMC complex.
AUGGGUGCCGGUUUCCUCGUUGGCGUCAUCGGCGUUCUAAUUCUAUCUCAUGCUACCUAUUCCACAAUCCAAUAUAGGGCUUUGCUCAAGAUUACUGAGGAGGAGUUUUCUGGACCACCCAUUGAUGUUGUUAUCGAAUUGAUAGUUAGUUUAGCGUUAUGCUUGUGGGCUGCAAUGGCUGCCCCUGGAAAUUUCAAGUCAAUCCAUCCUCAAUCUGAGGAAAACAGGGUGGUCGCUUUGCCUGCCAAUCUGGAUUUUAUGAUCUUUAAUCACCGUGGGAAGAUAUUUCCUCUGGAAACCGAGUUGAAGUUGAAGUGA